AUGUCUUCCAAGGUUGAAAAGGGUAAAAAAUCGAAGAAGAGUAAACCAAAGGGCACAUCUCCUCAGACAUCAGCUAAAGACUUAACUAAUGAAGAACAGGCAUAUGAUGCUAUCUUUGAAGGUGAUUUUGGUUCUUUAGAAAUUGGUUCGUAUAUUGGAGGGGUUCAUGAAGGUGCUACUGAGCAUUUACCCGAUGCUGUUGAUUUUGAAGAUGAAGAUGAAUUAGCUGAUGAAGAGUUGCCAGAAGAAGAACCUGCUGAUUUUAAUCAGAUUAAUAGUAUAGGUUUGGAUUCUACUAGGGAUGCAGAUUUUACUGGAAAUAAUAAUGAGAUAAGAGAUGCGUUUUUUGAAACUUCAGGAAAUGAAGAAUUUUUAGAUGUUUUACCUCAAGAAGAAACAGAUAUGUUAGAACACAAUAUAUCUACUGAUGGAUUCCAAGGUGGAAAUAAUGCUUUAUUCAUGGAAAUUGAUAAUUCAAAUGUAGGCUACAUGGAUCAAAACCAGCCUUAUGGAUCGUUUAUGGAAGAUGAAGUCCAAAAGGAAAGAGAACAACAGCAAAGUAAAAUAGAAGCUGAGAAGUUGGCAAAAGAAGAAAAACAACUUCUGAAAAGUUAUUUCCCGGAGUUUGAAAAGGGUAAAACCCUGAGAUGGAACAAGUUACUAUACCGUAAAAGAAGUCAAUAUCAUUGGCAAAGAGAAUUAUUAUUGGCAAAUAGAGUUUUAAAACCAUUAAUACCUUUGAAUCUAAAAUUUCAAGUACAAACAGACCAAAGAAGAAUUUUCAAAAGUUCAGAUAGCAUAUGGCAGAAUUCUUUAGUUUCAAGAUUAUCAUCGGUUAUGAUGCCUCAAAAGGCAGCUAGAAAGGGUAUUAUAAAUGUAAGUAUCGAUGAAUUAUAUCCAGAAAAACAUAAAGAGGAAAAGCAAGAUCAUGAAACUUAUACAUUAUCAGAAGAAUUACUAAUAGCUACUGAUGAUUGGGAUCCAGAACGCAUUAUUGGGGAUUCUACAAUUCAAGGAUCUAUCCGUCCUAAAGGUAUAAGCGAUAUUGUCGAGGAAACAGCUAGAGAUUGGGACUGGCAGGAUGAUGACCUAAUCAAUGCUCACAUUCCUCAGGCAGAAGUAGCUGAACUAGAUAUGAAUGACAAUAAUUUAUUGUUGAUACAAGAUGAACAAGAAGAUAGUUCUCAACAACAAAUUCCAUUAGCAUUGAAUGAAAAAUCUCUGUUAGAUAAGUUCAAUAUUUCAAAUGACGAACAGUAUAGCAUUUUAAUUAGAAAGCAUCAAACAAAAGUUCGUGCUACUGUUUCUAACUUAAACAUAGAACAUUCUCAACCAGCCACCAGAUUACAAACUCCAUAUUAUAAAGUGAAUGUCCCUCGACAACAAUUAAGACAUUUUCACAGGCCAAAUUUUGGUUCAAGAAUACGUCCUGGUACCAAUAUUGUUUUUAGUAAGUUGAAAACAAGAAAAAGAAGACGUGAUAAAGGCAAAGAUGUUAAAGAAUCAUUUGCUUCUUCCCAAGAUUUGACCACUGGUGAUACUGCACCUGUUUACUUGAUGGAAUACUCUGAAGAAACACCUAUUGCUUUAUCAAAGUUUGGUAUGGCUAACAAGUUAAUAAAUUACUAUAGAAAAAUGCAUGAACAAGAUACUACACGUCCGAAAUUACCAGUAGGGGAGACUCAUGUUCUUGGUGUCCAAGAUAAAUCUCCAUUUUGGAAUUUUGGUUUUGUCGAGCCAGGUCAUAUUGUUCCAACCUUAUACAAUAAUAUGAUAAGAGCGCCUGUUUUCAAACACGAUGUUCCAGGUACAGAUUUCCUUAUUAUCAGAAGCUCUGGUUGUGGUACAAGUAAUAGAUUUUUUUUGAGACCAAUAAACCAUUUAUUUGCAGUAGGUCAAACCUUUCCUGUGGAUGAAAUUCCAGGCCCAAAUUCCAGAAAAGUUACUUCAAUGCGUAUGACUAGACUUCGUAUGAUUGUUUAUCGUAUAUUGAAUAAAACUCCAAGCAAAGCUAUUUCUCUAGACCCAAUUGCACGCCACUUUCCAGAUCAAGAUUACGGUCAAAGUAGACAAAAGGUAAAAGAAUUUAUGAAAUAUCAGAGAGAUGGUACAGAAAAAGGGUUAUGGAAAUUAAAAGAUGGUGAGCCAUUAUUAGAUAAUGAAAAUACCAAGAAAUUAAUUACUCCAGAACAAGUUGCUGAAGUCGAAUCAAUGAAUAGUGGGAUCAUUUACAAAGAAGAUAAUGAUUUAUUUAAUUUUGAUGAAAAGUUAGUUAAACUAGAAGAGAAUUUGUUACCAUGGAAUAUAGCUAGGAAUUUCAUUAAUGCAACCCAAAUGAGAGCCAUGAUUCAAAUACAUGGUGUUGGUGAUCCAACUGGUAUUGGCGAAGGUUUUUCGUUCUUGAAGACUUCAAUGAAAGGUGGGUUUUUAAAAGGUGGAAUGAGCAAUGAAAUGAAAUCUUCCUCAACUGCAUCUUUUUCAUCCGGUCACACUUAUAAUGUGGCACAACAACAAAAGAUUUAUGCGGAGGAGAUAAGGAAGAAAUGGUAUACAAAUGCCAAGAGUUUAACUAUCACAAAUCCAUUUGAAGAAAUGAAUGAUCCAAAUGAAGUCAAUCAAAGUAAUAGAAAUGUCCGUGUUCAUAGAGAUGAUAAGAAAGUCUUGAAGAUUGUCAGAAAAAAGAGAGAUGAAAAUGGCGUUAUCCAAAGACAAACAGUCAUUAUCAAGGACCCACGUAUUAUAAAAGGCUAUUUGAAGGGUAAAGAAUUAAGAACUCAGGCAAAACUGGAUGUAAAUACGAUAUUAAAAGAAGAUAUAUUGAAAGUGGAUAGCAUUGAAAACAUCGAAUUACAGAAGAAAUUAUUACAAAACGAAUUAGCAAACUUAGAAAAAUCUCAACAAAGGCGUGUUGCUAGACAAAACAAAGAUAAAAUGGAAUCUGGACCAGAUGGUACCAAACCUGGUGGUAAAGGUCGUAAACGUAGAUGUGCUACAUGUGGCCAGGUAGGCCAUAUUAGAACAAACAAAUCUUGUCCAAUGUACAAUGGCGCAGACUUGGCUGCUGGUAGUAGCACGCAAUCUUUACCUACAAAACCACCAACAACCAACAAUAACUAA
Messenger RNA from Vanderwaltozyma polyspora DSM 70294, 3117 nucleotides. It is a transcript of the gene TAF1, whose product is annotated as histone acetyltransferase. The record is from RefSeq and is a predicted model, not a curated record. Bases 1 to 3117 code for a protein of 1038 amino acids. NCBI's taxonomy places the organism in Eukaryota, Fungi, Ascomycota, Saccharomycetes, Saccharomycetales, Saccharomycetaceae. Gene Ontology annotation, cellular component: transcription factor TFIID complex. The transcript has a single exon. Gene Ontology annotation, biological process: transcription by RNA polymerase II; RNA polymerase II preinitiation complex assembly. Gene Ontology annotation, molecular function: RNA polymerase II general transcription initiation factor activity; TBP-class protein binding; RNA polymerase II general transcription initiation factor binding.